Molecule: messenger RNA, 1676 nt
Organism: Cydia amplana
Lineage: Eukaryota; Metazoa; Arthropoda; Insecta; Lepidoptera; Tortricidae
Product: fatty-acid amide hydrolase 2-like
Exons: 12
Coding region: 110-1669 (519 amino acids)
Cellular component (GO): endomembrane system
Source: RefSeq, a predicted model, not a curated record
AAUGCAAACAUUGGAAGUGGCCGCCUGUGGCAGUUUUUAAAAAGUUACGAAAGUGAACGGUUUCCGAAUAAUUUUGGCGGUCGAUUCGCGUGAGAAACGCCAAUUCAUAAUGGCGUGCACAACAUUCAAGUCGUUCCUGACUUGCCUCCGCGUAUUCAUAGACAAGAUGAUAGACUUUUUCUUCGGCCUGUACUGGGACGGCAAGAAGCAAUCCAUCCCGGACCUGAGUAAGAAGAACGCGUUCCUGGCUGAAAGCACCGUCACCCUGGCUCGGAAGAUUAGAGAGAAGCAUCUCAAGUCUGAAGAUUUAGUAAAGGCCGUCAUUGAGAGAAUAAAAGAGGUGAAUCCCAUAAUAAACGCAAUAACGGAAGACCGCUUCGAGGCCGCGUUAGCAGAAGCCAGGGAAGUGGACAACCUCAUAGCGGCCGGACUUUCUGAAGAGGUGGCGGCUAAGAAACCGUUCUUAGGGGUCCCAUUCACAGCAAAGGAGAGUCAGGCCAUGAAAGGCUUCCGUUAUACCCUGGGACUUUGGUCUCGGCGGGAGCUCAGAGCUGAUGAAGACAGCGAAGCAAUAGUCCUGCUUAAGGCAGCCGGGGCAAUUCCAGUAGCUCUUACUAACCUCCCAGAAUUACUGCUUUGGCCUGAAACCCGCAACCCGGUAUACGGUAUGACGAACAACCCCCACCACACUGGUCGAACGUCCGGUGGCUCAAGCGGCGCUGAGGCAGCCCUCACUGCAAGCUAUGCGACGCCUAUCAGUUUGUGUUCUGACCUGGGAGGAUCCACUCGUAUGCCAGCUUUCUACUGCGGCUUGUUCGGACACCACACUACUGCUGGAACCACGAACAUCAGAGGAGUGAUGUUCCAUAAAGGCGACGAGGAGUCCAUGUUCAGUCUGGGUUUCAUCACAAAACAUGUUGAGGAUUUAGCUCCGUUGACCAAAGUCAUCGCAGGAGAUAAGGCCGCUCUUCUUAAAUUAGAUCGCAAUAUUGAUAUCAAGGACAUAAAAUUCUACUACAUGGAAACGUCUAAUGACUGCCGAGUAAGCUCAAUAAGGCCAGAGCUAAGGGACGCUAUGACUAACGCAGUAUCAAAGAUCAGCAAGCAAGUGUCCCCAGAGAACAGUCCGCAGCCGUACCACCACGAGGGCUUCGACCACAUGUACCAGCUGUGGUCUUACUGGAUGAGCAAGGAGCCUCAUAACUUCGCCAGUCUGUUCAACAAUAACAAGAGCGAAGCUAACGGAUUUGUGGAGUUCUUUAGAUGGAUGUUUUGUCUAAGCAAGCACGGUUUGUCAGCUGUCAUUCGGUUGCUGGAAACGCAGGUCAUGCCGCUGUAUCCCAACUGGGCUGAGAAUCUCACCAAGCAAUGGAAGGAAGAUCUUUUGGAAAAGCUGGGCGAUAACGGAGUCCUAUUGAUGCCGAGUGCUCCGCACGCGGCCCCGCACCACUACUCCUGCUUCCUGCGGCCCUACAACUUCUCCUACUGGGCCUCCGUUAAUGUCCUCAAGUGUCCUGCCACUCAGGUGCCUCUAGGCGUCAAUAGCCAGGGUCUUCCAAUCGGCAUCCAAGUGGUGGCCGCUCCGUACAACGACGCGCUCUGUCUCUCCGUGGCCAAGUUCUUGGAGAACGAGUUCGGCGGGGCCGUCAUGCCUUGCAAAACUCAAUAAAUAAUAG